GGACGGUGAACUUUUUUUUGGGACGGGCUAUUUGGCGCGUUGGCUGUGGUGGCCUUACGAUUGAGGCUUGCAGGCGCGCCGGCCUGUCUGCGGAGGGAGAGACGUCCUGCCCAAUUGGGGAGGGGAGUGUGGGCCAAUUGGAUGGGGGACCUUUGGUUGGUAUUGGCAAUGGUUUUCAACUACAAGCUUACACGAAGCUUCGAUGGACGAAGGUUGCGUGUGUUUUUUUUUCUUCUUUUUUUUUUGUUCAAGAAAUCAUCCAAAAAGUUAGUAUUCUCACAAUUCAUAGUAGACGGUCAGAAAGAUGCCAUGUCUGGAACCAACAGCUCGGCAAGGCCUCCUCCUCCACGCACGGGGUCGGCAAACGUCCAACAACAGGCGACGGUACCAAAAACGGUUCACCGACAUGAUAUCGACACUCGCCGUACUACCCUGCAGUCUUGUUCUUCUAACAAUGAGAAUGCCAUGAUGCUGGCCGUCCGGUUCCUAACCGCCCACCUCGGCGCUUACAGCCCCGGCCGCAUAACCGCCCGCCGACGGCCCCGUCCGGGGGAGCCCAGGCGCUUACGGAUGGAGCUCGGCCGGCCAGCCAGAAAAAGUCGUACCCUGGCCCUGGUUUCCGUCUGUCGCACGGUGCCCAUCGGUCUGCUCCUGAGACUAUCUGGCGUCCCGUGCAAGGACAUGAUACCGCUUUGCUUUGCCUCUGGCGGUUAAUCAACGAGCAAUUCCGUCGCGGACCCGACUCGUGCUGGCCACUCCUGUGUGUGUAUCCCAUCAGGGGCGAUAAGGCCCCAUCUCCACUUAUUUCUCCGCACUACACGCACGUGACAAGAAUACAUGACGCAACAACAUUUAUCUCAAUGUUAUUUUGUAUAGCAAC
Molecule: messenger RNA, 880 nt
Organism: Colletotrichum navitas
Lineage: Eukaryota; Fungi; Ascomycota; Sordariomycetes; Glomerellales; Glomerellaceae
Exons: 1
Coding region: 142-714 (190 amino acids)
Source: RefSeq, a predicted model, not a curated record